Molecule: messenger RNA, 4476 nt
Organism: Engraulis encrasicolus (European anchovy)
Lineage: Eukaryota; Metazoa; Chordata; Actinopteri; Clupeiformes; Engraulidae
Gene: c2cd5
Product: C2 calcium dependent domain containing 5
Exons: 29
Coding region: 425-4078 (1217 amino acids)
Biological process (GO): intracellular protein transmembrane transport; positive regulation of vesicle fusion; protein localization to plasma membrane
Cellular component (GO): plasma membrane
Molecular function (GO): calcium-dependent phospholipid binding; calcium ion binding
Source: RefSeq, a predicted model, not a curated record
UCACAUCCGUUAUUCCAUAGACAGCAAAAAUGAUAUUUUUCCGGAUUAUGUGGCUCCGGAAGUAGCAACUACGUAUGAAACGUUGCUCACUUGACGUUGCGUUAGCGCAGAUCACCGCAAUGUGUUUAUGGUAGAUUACUGCAGUCAACCUGCAAAGAACAGCAAGCUCUCCUUGCAUUAUCUAGCCGACGCCACACGAACUACUCUCAUAAACUAGAAACUGGGAUGAGCUGUUUAUGUGUUGCAGAAACUACUGGGGAAAUCUGACAACGAUUCGAGAGACUCAAAACCAUGACAAGGAGAGGAUAACCACCCUUCGUUAUGGCCAUCCAGGGGAGGUCAAAUAGAUGGAUCGCUAGGUUAAACGCUGCGUCUUUUUGCAGCUCUGCUUUAGAACGUUGUGACUGAUAAUCCCAACUCAGCCAUGCCUGGCAAACUCAAGGCCAAGAUAGUGGCGGGUCGCCACCUGCCUGUCAUGGACCGCGCGAGCGAUCUUACUGAUGCAUUUGUUGAGGUCAAAUUUGGAAACACAACGUUUAAAACGGAUGUAUAUCCCAAGUCCCUCAACCCUCAAUGGAAUUCUGAGUGGUUUAAAUUUGAGGUGGAUGAUGAAGACUUGCAGGAUGAGCCAUUGCAGAUCACUGUGUUGGACCACGACACAUACAGUGCCAACGAUGCCAUUGGCAAAGUCUACAUCGACAUUGACCCUCUGCUCUGUAGUGAAGCUGCCACAGUUAUCUCUGGCUGGUUCCCUAUAUAUGAUACUAUACACGGUAUCCGUGGUGAGAUUAACGUCCUUGUGAAGGUGGAUCUCUUCAAUGACCUCAACCGUUUUAGACAGUCCUCCUGUGGGGUCAAGUUUUUCUGCACUACGUCUAUCCCGCGGUGUUACCGGGCCAUCAUGGUGCACGGCUUCGUGGAGGAGCUGGUGGUGAAUGAGGAUCCAGAGUACCAGUGGAUCGAUCGUAUCCGCACGCCUCGUGCCUCCAAUGAAGCGCGCCAACGACUCAUAUCGCUCAUGUCAGGUGAGCUCCAGCGCAAGAUUGGCCUGAAGGUGCUGGAGAUGGGGGGCAACGCGGUGGUGGGCUACCUGCAGUGCUUCGACCUGGAAGGGGAGAGCGGCCUGGUGGUCCGGGCCAUCGGCACUGCCUGCACCCUGGAGAAGCUCAGCAACCCACAGCCCCCCAACGCAGCCGCCCAGCACACCACAGCCAACUCCUCGCCAAGCAAAGACCUCAAAGAGCCUGUGUUUGGGGAGGAGUGCCCCCCUAACCCCCUCUCCUCCGGACCCUCCACCCCCUUGAGGGCUCCCGGCUUCUCCUUCUCCCCCUCCAAGUCCUACAGCCGGCAGUCCUCCUCCUCAGACACCGACAUCAGCCUCACUCCCAAGACCGACACCCGCCAUGAGGCUCCUCGCGCCACAUUCUUCCUCUGCCCCAGCUCCCCCCUCCUCCUCCUCCCCUCAGAUAUGGCUCCUCCACUUCCCUCCUCCUCCUCCGCCACACUACUCACUCCCUGCCCCUUAGGACCAGAGGGAGAGCCCGCUUCUCUCCCCUCUCUUGAGGCCCUGUCUGAGCUGGCCAUGCUGAGAAAAAGUGUCUCUUUCAGUGAGGAUUUGCUCCUGGCAGCCUCUGGAAUGGGCAGCGGAGGGAGUGGAGGCAAAGAUGCAGGGCCUCUCAAGACCCUGCUCAGGCAGCAGACCCAAACCGCUCUGGAGCAGAGGGAGUUUCCCUUUUUCACCCUCACGUCUUUCCCUCCCGGCUUCCUACUGCACGUGGGGGGUGUGGUCAGUGCUCGCUCCGUCAAACUGCUCGACCGGAUCCAUAACCCAGAUGAGCCAGAGACGCGUGAUGCAUGGUGGGAGGAGCUACGCCAGGAGAUCAAAUCUCACGCCAAAGCACUCGGGUGCCACGCCGUCAUAGGAUACAGCGAGUCUACCAGCAUCUGUGAGGAGGUGUGUAUCCUGUCAGCUGCGGGAACUGCGGCGGUGCUGAGCUGUCGGCUGCUGCAGGACGGCUGCCUGGACCUCGUCACUGAACACAGGUUGUCACGGCAACCAGCCCUCUUUCCAUCCGGGUCAGACAGGGUCGAGUUUGAUUUGGGUAGUUCUGGCUCGCUAGGGAGGGAUGUUAGCAAGGCGCUUCUCCCCGUUUGCCAAAGUGCACGUCUGGACUACAGCCGCAUUGGACUUGAUUGGAACCAGCUAGCGGCUAGCUUGGAGGCACAGGUUGCCUCAGGGAGUCAGAGAACGGCUGAAAGAACAGGAGAAAGGUGUGAAGAUCUGGCGCCCCCUGGCUGUGGCUUCUGUCACAUCCCUUAUGACGAGCUGAACAUGCCGUUCCCUGCGCAGCUAUCGUACUGCUACUGCUGCCGUCGCGCCAAGGUGCCAGACGUGCUAUUCACCACCAUAGACCUGCCCACAGAUGCCAACAUCACUGGCAAAGGAUGCCUCAUACAAGCCAGGUUGUGUCGUCUGAAGAAGAAGGGUCAGGGGGAGGGCAAUGCCACCUGUAUCAGCAGCCUGCUGCCCUUUAUGGAGUACGAGCUCCACACCCAGCUGCUCAACAAGCUGAAGCUGCGGGCCAUGAACGCCCUGUUCGGCCUGCGCAUACAGAUCAGCGUCGGGGAGAACAUGCUCGUCGGCCUGGCUUCUGCGACGGGGGUGUACUUGUCUGCGCUGCCCAGCCCGGGCGGUAUCCAGAUAGCAGGGAAGACUCCUGGAGACCUGAGCUACGAACAGCACAUGAGCAACAUGCAGCGCAAGAUCAACGACACCAUCAACAAGAACCGCGAGCUCUACCACGUCAACCCACCUGAGGCUGUGGAGGAGCUGAUUGGUUCUCCCAUCCCUGAGAUUCGCCAGAGGUCCCGCCUCUUCCGCUCGCACUCGGAGAGCUCCGAUGAGCUGUCAGAACUGGACCUCUCCCACGGCAAGAAAGACGCCUUCGUCCUGGAGAUCGAUGAUACAGAUGCAGUGGAGGACAUCCACUCCCUCUUGACUGAUGCCCCUACUCCUCCAGGCUUCUUCAGCUGUAACACAGAGGUCAUGCCUGGGAUCAAUAACUGGACAUCAGGACUGCAGAUGUUCACAUCCGUCAGGGUGUUCCGACUCAGCAAUGCCAAUCUCACCAAUCAGGGGCUGAAUAAGAUCUUCAAUGAGCUGUGUGAGAAUCUACUGAAGAGUCUGUACUUCAAGCUGCGCUCCAUGGUGCCCUGUUGCCUGUGCCACCUCAACUUUGCGGUCGCCGUGCCAGAGGAUGAACUCAUUCAGGUGGCCGUUACUGCCGUUGCCAUGAGUUUCCACAGAGAUCAGAUUCAAGACAGCAACAAGUCUGGGGAAGAUCGCGCUCCAAUGAAAGUGAUUACGGAGAAUGAGGAGCAGCUUCAGUUUCCCUUGGAGCUCAGUGCUGACACAACAUCACCACAGGGCCACAACACGGCCAAGAACUCAGGCCCCUCGGACGGUUCCACUGGCGGUCUCGGUGGCAGAGCUCCCUCGGUUGAUUACAGUUCCUUUGCAGACAGAUGCAGCUCCUGGAUAGAGCAGCUUAGAGUGAAAGCUCACACCAUAAGACGCGGAUCAAUUAAGACAACCUCGUCUACAGAUCGUGCCAGUCCUCUUCCAGAGGGUCGCUCUCGCUCGCUGCGCUCCACGCGCUCCUUCCCAGGAUCCUCCUCUGUCACGGUGGUCAAGAUGACCCCCCUCUCCUUCAUACCGGGGGCCAAGAUCACCAAGUACCUGGGCAUCAUUAAUAUGUUCUUCAUACGCGAGACCACCUCGCUUCGAGAGGAGGGUGGCGUGAGUGGGUUCCUCCACUCGUUCAUAGCGGAGGUCUUUGCUAUGGUGCGAGCUCACGUGGCGGCUCUGGGAGGAAACGCAGUCGUCUCCUACAGCAUGAAGGAGUGCGUCUUCAUGGAGAACCCAAACAAGAACCAGGCUCAGUGUCUGAUCAACGUGAGUGGUGAUGCGGUCAUCUUUACUCGGGAGACAGACCUGGAGGUGUCGUCCUACACCCAACCACAGACGAACGCAAACACGCAGUCCAAUAACGAGACUAAUGAGGACACGCCUGCAUAAUCGCUCGCUCUCUCUCUCACACACACACACACACACACAGAGGCGCAUCUUGUCACCAGGCUAGGCAGGCAGCCGCUUGGGGCCCCCAAGCCCCUGGAUGGUGAAUAACAGCUCACACUUUGCUACAGUAGUGGCAAAUUUCUUUCAAAUGUUCACUACUUUGAAAUUUUGCUUGGGGUCCCAGCUGAUCCUAGAGUCGCCUCUGCAAACACACACACACACACACACACACACACACCCCUCUGAACUGCUUUGUUUAUGCAUGCCGAGGCGAAAUUUACAUUCCACUGGAAGAGGCAGCUAUGGUGCUGAAAGGUGUGUGUGUGUGUGUGUGUGUGUGUGUGUGUGUGUGUGUGUGUGUGUGUGUGUGUGUGUGUGUGUGUGUGUGUGUGUGUGUG